This is a messenger RNA of Manihot esculenta (cassava), 606 nucleotides long. RefSeq lists its product as uncharacterized. The coding region runs from base 1 to 606 and encodes 201 amino acids. The record is from RefSeq and is a predicted model, not a curated record. Lineage: Eukaryota; Viridiplantae; Streptophyta; Magnoliopsida; Malpighiales; Euphorbiaceae. The transcript is spliced from 2 exons.
AUGCAAGCUGCUGUUGGGCACGCAGCAAGCUGCUGCAUGCCCAGCAGUAGCUUGCUGCUGUGCGCAGCAAGCAGCUACUGCCCAGCAGCUGCUGGCAGCAAGCAGCAGCAGCAGCAGCAGCAGCAGCAGCUGCAGCAGCUGCUCCCGCAGCUGCCUGGGCAGCUGCUUGCUGCUGCCAGCAACUGCUGCUGCUGCUGCUACUGCUUGCUGGCAGCAGCAGCAGCUGCGGGCAGCAAGCAGCCGCUGCUACUGCCAACAGCAGCAAGCAGCUGCCCAGCCAGCUGCUGCUGCCUGCUGCUGGCAGCAGCAGCUGCUUGUUGCCCAACAGCAUCGCACAGCAGCAUGCUGGCUGCUGUUGUAGUUAAUAUGCCUCGAAGAGCAGUAUCAUCCAGAGGUAGAGAACAUAGCCAACAUCUGUCUAUGAAUGAAAUAGAUGAGGCAGUACAGGUGCAGGAGGAAAUACUGGAGCACACUCCACAAGCAUUAGGGGGCCAAGCAAACGCAUCCUCAUCAUCAUCAGUUCGAACUAGAGGUCCGAAUUUGGGACAUCCUAUCCCAUCAAACCCGUCUGAUCGACAAUUGAUUAGAUUGAAAGGAACUGUGUAA